Sphenostylis stenocarpa is the source of this 1566-nucleotide messenger RNA. The record is from the annotation of a GenBank genome assembly. NCBI's taxonomy places the organism in Eukaryota, Viridiplantae, Streptophyta, Magnoliopsida, Fabales, Fabaceae.
AUGGAGAGUGAUCACGUAAAACUGAAAGUCCACCUGGUUACUGGCACGGACUCGGGCGAGUUCAGGCUGUUGAGUGAGGCGUUGGCUCGUAGCUCAGUGGUGGGCCUGGACGCGGAGUGGAAGCCGGUGCGGAGGUCGUUCCCGACGGUGUCGGUGCUCCAAAUCGCGUGCGGUGAUUGGGGCGUGUUUGUAUUGGACUUGUUGUCCCUUCCUCUCUCUUCCCUGUCGGAACAGCUGCGAGAAUUGCUCCUGUGCCCCGACAUCUUGAAACUCGGAUUCGGAUUCAAGCAGGAUUUGGUUUACUUGUCCUCCACUUUCUGCUCCCACGGCGGCUUCGACAAGGUUGAGCCCUAUUUGGAUAUCAGAAGCGUGUACAAUCAUCUGCAGCAUAAUAAGAAACAUGUACCCAAACAAAGUAAGAGUUUGUCGAGUAUAUGUGCAGAAGUAUUGGGGUUUUCGCUCUCCAAGAAACGUACUGCUGGAAGCUUGUUCGUCGAUGUUGUUCUUUCUGUAGUUGUUUUGGAACUCCAAUGUAGUGAUUGGUCACACCGUCCUCUUACAGAAGGGCAGAUAAGAUAUGCAGCUAUGGAUGCUCAUUGCUUGCUCGACAUAUUUAAGAUCUUCCAGGCAAAGGUUGUCAAAGGAGACUUUAUUCUUGACACUACGGUAUUGUCUAAUCCUGAUGCAAGUCUUGGGUUGAAAGAGCUAUUCAGAAAUCAUGAUAUGUGUGAUAAAGUCCUAAGAGCACAUUCUUGUGAAGCUUUAGCAAAUGUCCAAGCCACAACUUGUUCUGAUGUUACUCGGAUAAUACCUUUAGCUGGGGGAAUGAUCCAAAAGUCACCAUACUGGGUUACUAUACCAAUGGAUGAAAUUUUGUUGAAAAUUGUGAAAAAAUAUGGUGAUAUGAUCUUGCUAAAGGAGUCAGACAGAAAGCCCAAAAGCUCAAAAAAGAAGGGAAAGAAGCAUUCACUAAUUAAUGGGAUCAGCAAGGAAAAUCAUUUUGAGAAGUUUGAUGAGUGGCAAGGUACCCCACCUUGGGAUCCUUUGGAGGGGGGCAAUGGAUAUCCAAAGUUCCUUUGUGAUGUAAUGGUUGAAGGCUUGGCAAAACAUUUACGGUGUGUUGGGAUAGAUGCUGCAAUUCCUUAUUCAAAGAAGCCUGAACCAAGGAUGUUGAUAGAACAAGCACAAAAAGAGAAACGUGUGAUUUUAACGAGGGAUGCAAAGUUGCUAAGACAUGAUUAUCUCACAAAAUACCAAAUAUAUAAAGUGAGGAGUCUUCUGAAAAAUGAACAACUACUCGAGGUUAUUGAAACAUUUCAACUAAAAAUUAAUGAGGACAAGCUAAUGUCGAGGUGCACAAAAUGCAAUGGAACAUUUAUUCAGAAGCCACUGACAACUGAAGAAGCUAUUGAAGCGGCAAAGGGUUUUCAAAGAAUUCCAAAUUGCUUAUUUGACAAGAAUUUAGAGUUUUGGCAGUGCAACGACUGUCACCAACUUUAUUGGGAGGGAACCCAAUACCAUAAUGCAGUUCAGAAGUUUAUUGACAUUUGCAAGCUUAGUGACUAA